AUGUCCACAGGUGAUAGAGUUUAUGGACCUGGUCAAAAAUUUAUUCUUCCUCAUGGGGGUGUACCUGAAUGCACAGAACAGCAGUUGCAUGAAGUCGGUUACAUACGGCCAGACCCUGUCUAUCCAUCCCAUCCGAUAAAUCCUAAUCUAGGACAGAGAACAUAUCAAGGACCAGCACCAGUUUAUACAUCAAAUAUCACCAUUCGUUGUCUUGAACCACCACCUCUUCCACCAGGUAAACUGACUAUCAUUGAAAAACGUCCACGUGCACCUUCCCCUCCAUCUCCAAAACACGUACAUGGCCCGCUACCUGAACGUUCUCGUACACCGCCUCCACUUAUUCUACGUCAACGGCCUCCAUCACCACCUCAUUCUACUGAUGCUAUAUGUUGUGUUCGCUUGCCUCCUCCACCUCCUCCACCUCGACAGCGCAUCAAUCAUAUUUAUGGACCUUGUCCUCCUAAGCCUCCUAAUAUCAUCGUUGAGCGAUGGCUUCCUUAUAAACGUUCGCCUCCACGAGACUAUGUUGUAAUACGAGCUCCUCCUUAUAACCCCAUACCGGUACAGAAUCUGAUCAUCAAGCAUACUUAUCCAGCAGCUCGCAUUGAACACGAAAUUCGAAAAUAUCCUCAACCUAUACGGACCAACCCAGAGUACUAUAUACAACAGCAUGGUCAUACAUUACUUGGAGAGCAAGCACUACAAGAAACACUAUUCAGCGUGCUAUCUCAACAACGUGCUGGUCAACACAUUUUACAACGUCUUCAAGCUAUUUUUCGGGUACCAUGCGACCAAAAUCAUGAACGGAUUGACUCAUACAAAUUUAUCGGAAGCUGGGGUACAGAAAACAUUCCAACAACGACUGAAAUACACUCCAUAGGCAUCGGCUCCAUGACAAGUCAUCCUGAUAAUUUCUCACCAACAGCUGCUUUGUGUUAUUAG
Molecule: messenger RNA, 942 nt
Organism: Rotaria sordida
Lineage: Eukaryota; Metazoa; Rotifera; Eurotatoria; Philodinida; Philodinidae
Source: the annotation of a GenBank genome assembly